Molecule: messenger RNA, 3198 nt
Organism: Arvicanthis niloticus (Nile rat)
Lineage: Eukaryota; Metazoa; Chordata; Mammalia; Rodentia; Muridae
Gene: Poldip3
Product: DNA polymerase delta interacting protein 3
Biological process (GO): poly(A)+ mRNA export from nucleus
Cellular component (GO): nucleus; nuclear speck
Molecular function (GO): mRNA binding
Source: RefSeq, a predicted model, not a curated record
UUGAGCUGUCGCGAGAGUUGGUCGUCCAGGUGUCGGAAGCUGUUCAUAACUCCGGCUGAGGGGCGGGUUCGCUGCAGACGGUCUUUCAUCCGCUCUCCGCUAGAUUGGCGGCGCAAGAUGGCCGAUAUCUCUCUGGACGAGCUCAUCCGAAAGCGCGGAACGGCGACCAAGGGACGGCUCAGUGUCAGACCAGGAAUUGGAGGCGUCCGAUCUCGAGUUGGGCUCCAGCAUAGUCUUCUUAGCCAGCCAGCUCGCAUGGCCACUUUCCAGCAGAGAUUUGAUGCCCGGCAGAAGAUUGGCCUCUCAGAUGCUCGGCUCAAGCUGGGUGUCAAAGAUGCCCGGGAAAAGCUUUUGCAGAAAGAUGCCCGGUUUCGGAUCAAAGGAAAAGUACAGGAUGCCAGAGAGAUGCUGAACUCACGAAAGCAGCAGAACACUGUGCCCCAGAAGCCCCGCCAGGUGGCUGAUGCCCGGGAGAAGAUCAGCUUGAAGAGGAGAUCCCCUGCUACCUUCACAAGCCCACCCAUUGGGACUGUGACCCCUGCUCUGAAACUCACCAAAACUAUCCAGGUUCCACAGCAAAAGGCCAUGGUGCCACUUCAUGCCCAUCCUGCUGGAAUGAGGAUCAAUGUUGUCAAUAACCACCAGGCCAAACAGAACCUGUAUGACCUAGAUGAAGAUGACGACAUUUCGGCACCUGUUCCCACUAAACAGAUGAAGUUUGCAGCCACAGGCAGCCUUGUUCACCACAUGACUGGACUGAGCAGUUCCAAGCUGUCCGUGUCCAAGGCCCUCCCUCUCACAAAAGUGGUCCAGAAUGAUGCCUACACUGCUCCUGUUCUCCCAGCCUCUGUUCGAACCAAAGCCUUGACCAACAUGUCCCGGACACUGGUGAACAAGGAGGAGCCUCCCAAAGAGCUGCCACCUGCUGAGCCUGUGCUUAGCCCCUUGGAAGGUACCAAGAUGACUGUGAAUAAUCUACACCCUCGAGUCACAGAGGAAGACAUAGUUGAGCUUUUCUGUGUGUGUGGAGCUCUCAAGCGGGCUCGACUGGUCCAUCCUGGGGUAGCAGAAGUUGUCUUCGUGAAGAAGGAUGAUGCCAUCACUGCUUAUAAAAAAUACAACAACCGAUGUCUGGAUGGGCAACCUAUGAAGUGCAACCUUCACAUGAAUGGAAAUGUCAUCACCUCAGACCAACCCAUCCUGCUGCGGUUGAGUGACAGCCCCUCAGUGAAGAAGGAGAGUGAGCUGCCACGGAGGGGCAAUCCUGCCUCUUCCAACCCUCCUGCCGAAGUGGACCCCGACACCAUUCUCAGAGCACUCUUCAAGUCCUCAGGGGCCUCUGUGACCACACAACCCACAGAAUUCAAAAUCAAACUUUGAGGAGGGGAGCGAGGCAGCCAGAAACAGGGCAGAGGAGGGUGGCUCUGUUUCCCAAGGCAAAGUUGAGACCAACAGGCCGUUGGACUGAAACCCCCUGAACAAGGGACAAGGUACCAGGGAGAGCUUCCUCGUUGGACGGGACCCACCUUUCUGUGUUGCUCUACACCUUGCCCUUCUGUGCGUUCCAUUUCUGUAGUAUGUCUCCUCUUUCCUCCAUUCACCAUCGAGGUAGGCUUGUUUGUCGGUGUUCCUUCCCUACCCUAGGCCCCUAGCUGACUGCUUCCCUAGAAAUGGUGUACUGUUUCCCUGGGUGGUCUUCUUGGGGCCCCAUGGGAUACAGGGUACAGGAGUUGUUGGAAAGACUGCUUUUUUUAAUGUUUUGUUUUCAAGAGUUUUCUUGUUCUGUUGAAGUUUUCACACAAAACAGAAUGAAUGGGACCUGCUGCCAUUCAUUCUAUGGGCACUAGGUCAGCUGGGAUUGCAUCAGGUCACUUAUUGUGCUCUCAGCACUAUCAUCUUAGGCCUGACUGCUAAUGGGCAGGGCUCUAUGACGGGCAGGGAGGGCAGCUGUGUUGCCAGCUCUUGGCUGCCUGUGCUGUUUUGGGCAGUGUGCAAGGCAUCCCAGAGUUCAUGGUCCCUUGUUAGUGUUGUGCCAAAGGCCCUGGUUCAGUUCUCUGCACUUCUAUAUAGGAGUGAGGAGGGACCUUUACCUGUUAGCCCUCUUGGUUCUCACCUGAUAGGGCAGCAUCAAAGCCUGAUUUGGGUGCAGAUGCCAGCUCCAAGUUGGUUGAGCCUUUUUCCAGGUUCUACCCCGGGCUGCAGCAUAGAGGACUUGGGGGGUAGGGGGAUUGAUUGAAUCAGAGACAUUGGCUGGCUCUGGCUCUGCUUUUUUGGCUUUGGUUAUCUACAGAACAGCAAUCAGUGUUGCCCAAAGUACAGCCACCACCAGGGCAUUGUCUCUAGUGUAAGUGACCCCCAGUGAUGAGUGGUCUGGGUAGAGACUGUUACUUUAUACAGUCUGCUCCCACACUGUUACUAUGGAACUGUGGGACUUAGGCAGGUGCUGAGUGUCAGGUCGCUGUGUUCCAGAGCUGGUCAGUAGUCCCCUGUCAGUGGAAUAGAUGAUGCUAAGCUGUCAUAGGUGGAGCAGGAUCCUAAGGGGACACAUUAUCAGUAGUGUGUGCUGUAAAGGGACAAGAGGAGGAAGUAGAGGAAGCUGAGGCACUGUGACCUAUUCAAGGCUAGCCCAGUAAAGAGAACUUCAACUAACUUACUUUCCUGAGUUAGAUAUACCCAGCUGGAAUGGUCUGUUUUGAGUCAAAAUCAGUCCUUCAGCUCUAAGGUUGCCCAGCAAAGGAAUCCAGGAAUGACAUCUGGGGUGUCCACUCCUAAAGAAGCCUCUUUCUCUUAAACCCUUCUAAAUGGGUACAACCUUAAUUCUUCUCAGAAACUGGAAGACAUUCCUCUGUGUUUGCCCCUCCUGGCCCAAGAGAACACCCCUAGACAUUAGGGCCUAACUUCUCUGCCACUGGGAACAGUUGGCAUGCCUUUUGCUUUGUGUGCAGUAGGGAUGGCUGAGGAUGGCCUGAACUGAGUCAGCCUCACCCUCCUGGCCAUGUGGUACUUUGGGGAGUGGGGUGUUUGCUCCUCCUGCAUUUCAGAAUGUCAUCUUGGGAAACAGAAAAGAAGAUGGGCCAACCCCUAUGUCCCCCACUCCCUUGCAUUCUUUGUGUCUUGUUCAGGAGAGAAAGGCAUUGUGGGAUGGAGGGGCUUGUUACUUUCCAUUUCUCAAUAAACAUUUGUUAUUCCUAACUUUGA